AUGGGCCCAAAUCAGAAGUUAACAACAGAAGAAGGCGAAUUAUUCUCUAAUCCAGAGAGAUAUAAGAGGCUUGUUGGAAAGUUAAUUUAUCUCACUAUUAUGAGGCCUGAUCUAUCUUUUGCAGUUGGAGUUGUUAGUCAGUUUAUGCAGACUCCAUGUCUUGGACAUUGGAAUGCCAUCAUCCGUAUUUUAAGGUACCUCAAGAAGGCUCCAGGACAAGGUUUGCUAUAUGAAGAUAAAGGAAAUGUUCAAAUCUCUGGGUACUAUGAUGCUGAUUGGGCAGGCUCCCCUAUUGACAGACGCUCUACUAUGGGAUAUUGUGUCCUCCUUGGAGGAAAUGUUAUCUCUUGGAAAAGUAAAAAGCAAAAUGUAGUGGCCUGA
This is a messenger RNA of Vigna unguiculata (cowpea), 381 nucleotides long. NCBI's taxonomy places the organism in Eukaryota, Viridiplantae, Streptophyta, Magnoliopsida, Fabales, Fabaceae. The record is from RefSeq and is a predicted model, not a curated record.